Kwoniella botswanensis is the source of this 1401-nucleotide messenger RNA. RefSeq lists its product as uncharacterized. The coding region runs from base 1 to 1401 and encodes 466 amino acids. NCBI's taxonomy places the organism in Eukaryota, Fungi, Basidiomycota, Tremellomycetes, Tremellales, Cryptococcaceae. The transcript is spliced from 2 exons. The record is from RefSeq and is a predicted model, not a curated record.
AUGGCCCCACCUACCGACUUUUUCUCCUCUCUUCGACCCAGAUCUAGAUCCCGGCGUCAGGGCAAAGGGUCCGAGACACUCAAGUCUAGUGGGACCGCAUAUACGCUCAACAACUGGGUGGAUUUGGACCAUAAUGGGAGGGCGAAUCAUAUCUACAUCGAUGAUACGCUUGAUCAUUCAAGUGGUCACGAGACACAGAGGUACAAUGUAUCAAGGAUGAAUGAGAAUGAGGAAAAUAUCGAUCCUAGGUCUGGGAGCAGAAGGUCAAGUGGGAGUAAGUUGAAGAGAAGGAGUAUGAUGUUCUUAAGGAUGGUCGAGAGGAAGGCUUCUUCGAAUAGGAACAAAGAGGAAGAUAAGGACGAGUUGAAGAGAUCUAUCAGACAUCCUACGAUGGAUGGUAGUACUUUAUAUGAGGGCAGUAUGGCGGGACCUUCCAAGUCAACCUUAUCCACAACUCCACCUCAUACACCUCUCACCACCCCCUCUCUUCCUUCCGACCUCUAUCAUCCCUAUCAUCCUCAAACCCAUCUCACGCCAAAUCACGCAGAAUACCCAGGAUGGAUCGGCGACUCCGACUCAUCAGGUAAUCGCACGACUCUAAAACCUCAUCGAUCGAAAGUCCCUUUCAAUACCCCUGAAGAUAGUCCGUUAGGUAUAUUCGAUGUGAACAGGAAUAUCCACUUGAACCAUCUAAACUCGCCUGGAACGGGUGGCGAGAGGCCAAAGGUGAAGAUGACGUAUGAGGAGCUGUUGGAUCUGCCAUUACCUUUACCAAAUGGUGAACCUAGUAGAUAUCAUCACUCACAACCAUGGAAUAUUCAUGAUUACGAAGAAUCACAAAAUUCGGUAUACCACCAACAGAGCAGCUCUUCCAAUCAUCAAAAAGAAUUAGACGGCGGGAUUAUUAACCUUGACAAUUUGGUUUUACAAGAUCAGGAAGAUCCACCUGCACAAACUAUAUUCGAAUCUUGCUCGGCACUAGAGGCAUUAUGGGAAUACGGUUCAUCCACUUCUUCAUGCUCGUCACUGGCAAUGGCCAAAUCGACCAAAGACCUGGAUCUGGAGGUUGAGUUGGAUUUAGAUAUAAAUGCCGAGGAAUACCCAUUACCUCCCGGUAUGGGAUUAUCAAACCUGCCUACCGAAAUGUCAUUAACGAAGAUGGACAUACCACCUCAACAUCCUAAGACUACAGGCAGAUCCAUAAAGUCUUCACGAAGAUCUAAUCUCAAUAUCUAUAACGAUUUACCUUCACCUUUGAGUGAUACUUUCUCCCUCGAAGAAGAAGAGGAAGAAGAAGAAGAACCAGAGAUCAAAGCAGCUAUCAAAUACAGGAUUCCCCUAAAAUAUCAGAAAGAGGAAGAGGAAAUACGUUCGAAUCCUGGUACUGACGAUGUAAUUUAG